AUGGAUCUAUCUACUAGCAACGGCAAUGGCUCCAAUCCCGCUCCGCGCAUCGGCGACGGGGGUUCUCAUGACUCCCCCGAAACUGUUACGCCAGUCAUUAAAGUCUCAUUACCGGAUGAGGACCUUCCUUCUGACCCAGCAGUCGCUAUAUCUCCAUCGCAGCCGCCGCACAAGCUUGUUCGCAGCAAAAGCCUGACAGCAAUUCCCGGCGUGGGUGACGAGCAACUUGCAUCAACGAAAUCCUGGAAACCUUCGAAGCGCUUAUCAUUCCUGUUACCCGAGAAGGUCGCGGUACCGAUAAUCAGUGAGAAACGAAGGCUUGAGAAAAGAGAAAGCAAGACCGGCCAAGAUGCUCGAACCUCUUCACCAUCCCGACACGCCACCUUUCAGCAUGUGAUUCCAGCUAUAAAGGUUCGCAAGCUUAGUGAGCCCAAAGACAAUACCAAUGGAUGUCAAGUAGACGUUGUGGUCAUACACAUGUGCGGGAAUCGUAAGAAAAACGUUGACUGGGAGAUGUCCGUAUUCAUCGAGCCGAAAGACAAGAAAGAGACAUACCUUGACGAACAAUGCCAGGCACGCAAACGAUCGCAACUCAGGCGGACGGUAUCUCAGGGCAAUGAAAGCCUCCUUCCCCCAGAAGUACCCGACCUGCAAGCUUCUGCUGCCGCCGUGAACUGGCUCGAAGACCAGGACAUGCUACCCAAAGCUCUCCCUAAAGCAAGGAUCACCGCUUUUGGUCUGGACAUCAAUCAAAGUAUCUCGAACAGUGCGAACGCUCCAAUUGACCUGAAGUUUGCUGCGACAGAGAUCCUGAAAGAAUUCUUGAGGCAAUGGGACGGAGAUGAACAAAGAUCCAUCGUCUUCAUCGGCCAUGGCUAUGGCACUAUCGUCAUUGAACACUUGCUUUUCGGAGAUCUGCUGAAGACAGUUGGAGAAGACUCGAGGCUCCAAAUAGUCGAGUCUACCGCCGCAGUUGUCAUGUUUUCCCCACCGCUGGAACGUUUCGACAACCUGAUCAGCUGGAUGGCAAACGAUUUCAACAUACCGAGAUGUUCAGCAAUAUUUGAAGCGCGUAAGGCCAACAAUGAUCGUGCACCCAAUGUCAUUUGGGACGACUUUCUCAAGAAAACGGAGCCGCGAAAUAUUGCCACGUUUGGAUACUUGGAGCAAAACAACGAGCCAAAGAAGGCUAAGAGCACCAAUGCACAACCGCAAACCCGUUUGAAGCGCUUUGAUAGGACCUGGACAUUCGACACGGAUGUCGACAACAUUGCGAGGAUCAGCCAUGCAAACGACAUCCGGUUCAAGAACCUUGCGAAGGCCGUGUCAGAGUACGUGGGUGUCCACCAACUUCUUCGGGCUGGCAGGAUCCCUGAUGAGGACCUCAUUGAUGACUUACUCGGAGCCUCGAUCGACUUCAACUUUGAGAACGGAAAGAGACAGACAGUCCUACAUUUGGCUGUUGAGCAAGGCUUGGACAGACUCGUCAAGAGUUUGGUCAACAGUGGCAAGGUUGAUUUGGAUCGCCAGGAUGAUUCUGGAAACACAGCACUCCAUAUCUCCAUUGCGUCUCGCUUCCAUCACAGUCGGGACAUGGUCUUUCAUCUGCUAAAAGCCGGUGCAAACACUGGAGUCAUGAACAAACUUGGCAAGUCAGCUGAAGAGUUGGCGCUAGAAGCCAACAUAUCCAUCAAAGAACUCUUCAGAAAGCGGCCAUUGGUUGAAGGUCCUAUCGGACCACGCACGUUGGUCGGGGGAAAGCCAGCAAAUCCCGCCGCCCAGGCGUCAUGCCAGAAGGCCGGCAUGGUGGCGCGAGAAGUUUUCAAACCCACCAAAUCGAAACCAGAAAGACACCUCCCCGUGUACAAGUCGGUGCACGACUUUAUAUACACCGACGACAAUAUUGAUGAUUUUUUCCAAGCGGCGUAUCAUGAGCACCCAGGUACUGCCAUGUGUAGAUGGUACCACAUCCCGAUGAACAAUAUGGCUUGGGACCUGUUCGCAAAAUUGAAACUGCCUCAUUGGCCCUGGCCGAAACCAUACAAGCGCAGUAAAAUCCACUAUGGUCGAUACAUGAGCCCUGAGGCUACACGGCUGCCAGGACUGCCAAGGUCUUACAGUACACCUAGCCAUGAUAGCUGGGUUGUUUUCAUGCCAUAUAUCAGCUACGAAAGCUGUCUUCGGCAACAGCAGAUUGCCAGCAUUACUGAAAGAGCAGGGGUAACACUUCCAGGAAUAUUCCGCCUUUCUAAUCUGCCCUUCUCUCGCCCUCGCCUAAUUGACCGAAGGCGAAGUAGAAAUAAUGUCGGCGCAAACAUUCUACCAAGCGAAGAUCCUGAGGCCUUGGCCAUAAAAGGCUACUUGAACGACCAUAACCACAACCAGAGUCAGCAUCUCACAUUUCAUGUCAGACGGACACUUGAUCAAUCUUACUACAACAUGUUAAAGGACACCUCCUACAGGGACAGGACCCAAGUUGUCUCUCGUUGUGCAAAGCUUGAAUGGCAAGACUCACCUGACCAUAACGUACUUAUGGUGGACCAGCUUUGGUUGUGGUUCCUCAAAGGCAAAGACGGUAAGCCGGACACCAUCAUCACCAGUUUCCCGUCGCGUGAAGGAGCCACAUAUCCGCAGUCGACUCGCGAAGCAGACGACCUACAAGGCACUAUCCUGGAUCCCACCGACCGGAAGUGUAUCUCCGAAAGUACCGACCUGGUCUCCCGCAUUCUUUCCGUGUGUUGCAACGCUUUCGAUCGUCACCAGCAUCUGGAGUCCAUCAACUUCCUUUACUUCUUUGAGAGCGCCAUAGGCCGUGCGGAGGAGGAAGAAACACGUCUGUUCCGACAUUUCCGACGACGCGCGAACACUCUCCACUCCCUUCACGAAAAACAUCCAACCUACUCGGAGCACAGGAGUAUGUUACUGAAAAAGCUACUGGACAUCUUGAAGGAAUCGAAGCUGCUCAAAGAAAUCAAAGACAUCCUGGACGAGAUCAAGAUGAUCAAGUCCGUUUUGAAAGACCAGUACAAAGUCGUGAAAUCUCUCCAAGAGCUUGUGCAGCCUCACCACCCGUCGCGCGGCAAAGGCGCGUCUCAUCUCCACACGGAAAACAAGUUCUCCAACGUCUUGACGUUGAUUCGAGAUACCGACGAAAGUUUUGACGUCAUGGAAGCACAUGCGAAGCAGGUGGAGAAUGGGCUUGAGCACCUCCUCGACCUCAAACAAAAGCAAGCGAAUUUGUGGGAGGCCCGGUCUUCCCGUGAGGGUGCCGAAGAAGCCGCUAAGCAGGGCAAGACCAUACUCGUCUUCACCGUCGUCACAAUUAUCUUCCUCCCGCUUUCCUUCAUGGCCUCCUUCUUCUCCCUCGGUGUCUCGAUCUUCCCAAAACAAGACGGCGAGAACAACCUUCCUCUCGGCUGGGUCGCAGCCUUCCUCUUCGGCAUAUCAUUCGCCGUGUCCAUCCCCUUCAUCCUGCUCGCCUUCAAGAUCGAAAGCUUCUCCUCGGCCUGGACGCGCCUCACGCACUCCGCCAACAAGUGCGCGGCCUUCAUCCUGCUCAAGCCCCUCGGCCGGGUCCCCAGCCGGCGCGUGCGGGCCAAGGGCCAGGAGUGGUACAGGGCGUGGGUGAGCUUCAUCGCCAAGCACGACCUCCCGCUCAGGCCGGACGGGGAGACGGCGGCCCGGCUGAAGCGCGAGACGGACGGCGCCGCCGGCGCCGCCGCCGCCGCGGCCGCGCCGCCCGAGCCGAGCUCCGGCUCCGACUCGAGCUCGGAUGGGGAGGUGAGCGACGAGGAGGAGCUGGACUUGGCUGUGCGGCAGACGGAGAGGCAGAGGAACUUGCUGCUGUGGAUGAAGGCGGCUGAGCGUUGA
Messenger RNA from Diplodia corticola, 3870 nucleotides. Its product is annotated as ankyrin repeat protein. The record is from RefSeq and is a predicted model, not a curated record. Bases 1 to 3870 code for a protein of 1289 amino acids. Lineage: Eukaryota; Fungi; Ascomycota; Dothideomycetes; Botryosphaeriales; Botryosphaeriaceae. Gene Ontology annotation, molecular function: protein binding; metal ion transmembrane transporter activity. Gene Ontology annotation, cellular component: membrane. The transcript has 14 exons. Gene Ontology annotation, biological process: metal ion transport; transmembrane transport.